AUGGAGGCCCCUUGGACCGGCCAAGUUGGAGAUGGCAUGGAUAAAAUAUGCGACCUCUCGGACACAAUAGAACAACACCUCAGAUGUUGGGAUCCCGAUAGGGUUAUAUUUAUGCCUCUGCUUUGCAGCGGCGGAGAACUGCCCACCGGCUCGCCGUUGGCACAGAGAUGUCCCUUUAUGCAACCGCAAUGCCAACAACCCGUUACCGAUCUGGAUGGCCUAUCGGCUAAUGCUCUUGGAAACCCGCAGUAUAGUAGGGAACCUUCAGCUCACGAACGUCGCAAGCAAAAAUUUGACGAAAUAGUGACGAGCAGAUUACCCCCCAUCGAAGAAGAUUUGGACGACACCAUCUGGGACAUCGACAAGGGCAAAGAUGGGCUGAAAGAGGCGGAGCCACCUGCCACGUUGACAGUAAAAGCGAAAAUCGUCUCGAAAAAGCCGGAAGCAGAGGAACGUAACGACAGCAGUAGUCUUUACGAAGACGACCGCAGCUCCCCCGACUUUGAGCGGUCGGGUUUAUUCUUGUCAUGUGCGGAAAGGUUCUCACAAAGCCGCGAGACAGAGGAAGACAACGCUAGCUGGACUCAUGAUGAGGAUGAUAGCAGCUCGCUGUAUCCUGCUUCAUCGAGUAUAAUCUCGCCGGAAUUGGAAAGUCUUUUCGGAGAUCAAGAGUCAGAGGAACACGACGAGGAGGACCAAGGGCUGUACUAUUAUUUCCCCAACUUGGAGCCCGAAGCCGGGUGCUGUUGGCUUUGGGAUAUGAUUAAGUCGGCUUGGAACCGAAUCAGAGGUCGGACGGUUACGUUGGAUGCAUGA
Neoarthrinium moseri is the source of this 816-nucleotide messenger RNA. RefSeq lists its product as uncharacterized. The record is from RefSeq and is a predicted model, not a curated record. The coding region runs from base 1 to 816 and encodes 271 amino acids. NCBI's taxonomy places the organism in Eukaryota, Fungi, Ascomycota, Sordariomycetes, Amphisphaeriales, Apiosporaceae. The transcript is spliced from 2 exons.